Molecule: messenger RNA, 897 nt
Organism: Lampris incognitus (smalleye Pacific opah)
Lineage: Eukaryota; Metazoa; Chordata; Actinopteri; Lampriformes; Lampridae
Product: cytochrome b-c1 complex subunit 6, mitochondrial-like
Exons: 4
Coding region: 94-393 (99 amino acids)
Biological process (GO): mitochondrial electron transport, ubiquinol to cytochrome c
Source: RefSeq, a predicted model, not a curated record
GUGACCUUAAACGUCCUCCGACCGGAGCGUUUGCUUUGGUACCGCAUUCUCUCACGUUUUUCCUCAUUCUUUGUGAACUUUCGGACUGUAAUCAUGGUCUUCGAGAUGAAAAUGAUCACGUACGGUGAACCCGAUGACGAGGAGGAGCAGGCACCGGAGGAGGAGGAAGAAGAAGAGGAGGAGGAAGAAGACAUGGUGGACCCUCUAGAAACGAUUCGAGUCAAAUGUGAACAGACAGAACACUGUGUUCACUACAAGGAGCGUCUGGAGAUCUGUGAAGCUCGGGUUAACUCCAGAUCCCACACGGAGGAGGACUGCACAGAAGAACUCUUCGAUUUUCUGCAUGCACGGGACCAUUGUGUAGCACACAAGCUUUUCCACAAUGUGAAGUGAAGUUCCUUCCUCUCUACUGUCAUUCACAGCUGAGUAUUGCAGUUGUGUCUAUUUAAAUGCUAGAAAUGUACAAUAUAUUAGCAGGAAAAGGUCUGUUAUUGUGCAUUAUUGUGAAUAAAUUACAACUUCAUUUUGUAUUUAGGUGCCCUAGACUACAUACUAGCCCUUUUGCUGUAUACAGUGGCAUAUGUGAUGUUAUCAAAAGCAAAUAUGUUGUGGGGCAUAGAUGGGUGAUGGAUGGCUGUGAGUGAUAGAUGGAUCCAAGUUGUAAAGAAAUAUUCAGAAGGACUCAAGACUGUAAUUCACCAGAUAAUCAAAUAUGCCAUGACCAGCACCCUGCUGUUUUGUCAUUUGUGAUUAUGCAACAAGCAUUGUUAGGUUUUGUUUUUCAGAAUUGGCAAAGCUUUUUAGUUGAAUCCCCUCAAAUGAUUGUCUAUUCAGAAAUGGUUGCCCUUGCAUAUGGUCUACUCAGGAUUUUCUGUAUUAAAACACCUACAGCACUGU